Molecule: messenger RNA, 11877 nt
Organism: Cucurbitaria berberidis CBS 394.84
Lineage: Eukaryota; Fungi; Ascomycota; Dothideomycetes; Pleosporales; Cucurbitariaceae
Exons: 4
Coding region: 1-11877 (3958 amino acids)
Biological process (GO): positive regulation of protein catabolic process; protein polyubiquitination; proteasome-mediated ubiquitin-dependent protein catabolic process
Molecular function (GO): ubiquitin-protein transferase activity
Source: RefSeq, a predicted model, not a curated record
AUGAAAAUCAAGAAGCAGGCUACAUUGCGGCAUGAGUCUACUCUGUCGUCAAUGAUAGCCGACUUUGUCAAGGCGACCGAAUCGAUCCCGCUCUACCAGCUGCCCGCCCACCUAGCCUCGUUUCCAAAGCACUGGCCCUUUCCCCGCGGUGACGCAUACCACUGGAUACCUGUGCUAAACCGCUUCGACCGUAUCCUUGAACUGUUCAAUCAGGAAUAUGGACUAGUAGACGGACCACAAACACAAGCUUUCCAGCGCCGAUUACUACUGAAAGGUGACACAGACGAGGGGAGCACGAGCUCAGAGCAAACCACCACAGAUGCCGUCUUGGAUACCCUACACCUGCUGCAGGAUGGUGACCGGGAACUGAUCGAGUUGAUCCUGGGCUUCACUCGAAUGCUCUUGGAGAACUGCGGCAACCGGAGCCUGUACUCGAGCAGCGAGCGCCUAGACAAGCUACUCAAUACCACUUCCACCUCGCUGCUGAAGGCGACGCUUCGCCUGGGCCAUCGUCUCGCUCAGCGCUACCAAGCUGCGCGCACGCGCCUCGCUCCGGCCACCCUGCAUCCAUCUUUACUCUCCAGCCACUACAACAUCAACCUCGACAGGAUCCAGAAGCUGUCUGCUCCUUUCUCCAAAGGCCCCACAACAGCAGCGCCUUUGUUCGGCACACCAUCUGGAAAAGGUAAGGACAAGGCGUUUGGAGAUCGACAGAGCAGCACGGAUAGGCUCAGCCCCUCCGACCUGGUCGGCAUGUACUCUCUGUCGGAAUCUUUACUAAAGCAGGAGUUUGGUGGAGUGCUUAUCUCGUACUAUGAGCCGACACCUACCUCCGAAGACGGCAACAGCAAGCCGGCAUCCGCAGACGCGCCUAGCACUCCAACCCCAAUACGAAGAACAUCCAGCAUGGGGCCAAAUCGAACACCACGACAAGCGCAGCCUGCACCUGCCACUGACUCGCCAAGCACCCCCGUCUUCACACCCGGACAGCCUAGCAGUGGAGCGGCUGGCCCCAAGACUUUCGAUCUGUCAGCAGACAAGGUGACCAACAGCGACAUUCAUGAGCUUCUCAAGCAGGGACUCGCGAACCUACCCGAAAGUGCGCACUACGAGUUUCUGCAUAAGCUUCGGAUUGCGAAAAUGUUCACUCGAGGAAACGUAGGGCGUGAUGAUGCAGUUGCUAUCCGUCUCCUAGCCAUUGCUAAUUUGGGCUACGUCCACGGCGAAAAGGAGUUCCAUGCAAGAUUGGGCCAGCAAGACGCGGACGAGCCACGUCGUCUUCAACUCGCCUAUCAGUUGUCUGAGUUGGUGCACCCGCCCGGUAGCCGCGAGAGUGGCAUAUCCAUAGAGCUCCAAACGUUUACCCUGAACGCCCUCGAAGCUCUUGCAAAGCACAAGUCCAAGUCUCCUGACAUUUGUACGGCUCUGAGCGUUAAUGUCAACCAUGGCGUGCUGUUCUACGUUGUUCGCAAGCUCGUAGCCGGACUUGGUGUGGAAGGCGGCGACCCAGACGAUGUCGUCGAGGACGAGUGGCGUGAUGCUCUCUUCUCCCUGUUAAAUACUCUGCCGACAUCGCAAGCUCGGACUGGUGAAGGCAUGGUAGCCGCCGGGCUUCUCGAGAUCCUUGUAGAAGUCCUCAAACUUCGCACAGAGAGGGCAGAACGAAAUCAUCCCAAAAUCCUCAACUUUCUCGACACUUUUGUAUACAACUUACGAGAUGCUUUCUCAGCCCUUGUUAGUGCCAAAGGCCUUGAGAUCAUCGCUGAUCUCAUGGCAUAUGAGGUCGACGUUUCGAAGAAGCUCGCCGAAGAGGACAAAGGCAUGCCCAAAGAGUACAAGACUCAGCUCACGGAUUACCAAAUUCCCUUCUACCAUCAACAGAGCCUUCGAUGGCUGUUCAAAUUCCUGAAUCAUAUGAUGUCGCAUACGGGUGGUAAUUUCGACCGUCUGAUGCGGAACCUGAUCGACUCGCCACAGUUGCUGAGUGGUCUUCAUACCGUUCUGUCUAAUGCAAAGAUCUAUGGCUCAACAGUCUGGAGCAUGGCUGUCACGAUCCUUACGAGCUUCAUCCACAAUGAACCAACGAGCUAUCUGGUCAUUGCCGAAGCUGGCCUCAGCGAGGCCUUUUUGGAGACGGUAGCUGGAGAGCCAGCCUCGGAGUCAACAGCGGUAGCUAUCGACCAGGAGAAUUCUACGACACCGGCAUCCCAAACCUAUCCACCGCGAAAGGCUGGAAAGCCUCUCGCCGAAGGAAUUCUUCCAGUGGCUGAGGCUAUCUCAACUUUGCCUCCCGCCUUCGGCGCAAUUUGCUUAGCUGAGGCUGGUAUGAAGCUUUUUCAGUCUUCGAUUGCUCUCAAACGCUUCUUCGAAAUAUUCGAGAGCCCUGCCCACAUCAAAGCCCUCGACGCUGAUACAGAGAUGCCUGGAUUGAUCGGUAACUCUUUUGAUGAGUUAGUUCGCCAUCAUCCCCCUUUGAAGGCGCGUGUUCUCUCGUGCCUCAGCGAGCUGAUAGCACGUGUUGUUCAACUCUGUGUGGACAAGGCUGAGAAGGAGGGUGUGGGCACUAAGCUCUGGACAGAAGAUGCCGCUGGGACGCUCUCAGUUGCUGGCGGUCGUCGCGCGCUUCAUGGCCCGCAUACGCAUAAUAAUAUCGCUCGGCCUUCCGAUUCCGCGGGCACGGAUGUCGAGAUGCGGGAUGCAGAUGAUCAGGCAGCAAAUCAAACUCUCGAUGAGACAGUAUCACUUGAACAGGUGACCGAGACGGAAGACAGCGCUAAAGGACCAACGACCGGCCAAUACCUCCGAGUCUUAUGUCGCUUUCUGUCCGGAUUCUUCUCAAACCAUGCCAUGUGCGCCGCGUAUAUUGAACUGGAUGGCGUUGAGUCUAUCUUGGACAUCUCAAGUCUUGCUUGUCUCGAUCCAAACGCAACUGAGAGCCGCAGCAUGGGCGAGGAGUUUGGCCGUGUUGUUCAAGUUCUUGUCGAGCAAAAGCCGCACAUCGCGGUGCCAUCCUUGCUCAAGCGGACACAGCAAGCCCUCGACCGUCUCGAGCCGUUGCUGAACCACACCGGCAACGAAGCCUUUUUCGCUUCCUUCACGAGCACUGGCGCUUCUCAAGAUAGUGAGACAUUGCAGCACGGAACAGAAUACGUCAAGUCACUAGUUUCUGCGCACACUCUCGUCGGGGCCAUGACCUACACAUUCCAGAGCCAAAUGUACAGUACACGGUCAGCACAUAACGUCUCUAGCCAGGUAAACCUUGCCGACAUGUACGCACACCUUGUUGACAGCCUCGGCAAGCUCCAUCGAAGCUGUGUCUGGGAAGAGAUCCUUCUACAGAGGAACAUGCCUAUGGAGUGGGAGAAGAAAACCAGAGUCAUUAGCUCUGGUUUUGGGAACGAUGAAGCGGAUCAGGUUUUCCGCAUUGGGAACAGCGACCGACCAUCCGAUACGGCUGAAGGUUCUACGAGUGUGGAUACAGCAGCAGCUCAAGGCACGGCUCCUGCCCCGAGCCAAGAUAGCGCACAGUUUAAGAAUACGCAAACUCUGAGAAACUUGCUGAGCAAGAUACCCACUGAGAUUGCCCCUUUUUUCCAGUCACUCGGCAAGCUCCUACUGUAUCGCCGCAGUCUUGAGGCAUAUCAAAGGCAGUGUGCUACGGUCGUUGCAGACCAACUAGCUCAAGCAGUUGUCGACCAGCUUCAAUUCAAGGGACCUAAAGAAUCAGAGUCAGCCGAAGAUCGCUACGCAUACUGGAUCGUCAUCCUCACGUCUCUCUCUCACCUUAUGAUCGAUCCAAACCUUGACCGACCCCAGGCUUUGACUCUGUUGCUUGUGUCCUUUAGAAAUCUGGGUGGAUUCGAGGUGCUUGCAAAUAUCCUCGGAAAUUUCUAUGACCGUGCGCUCGAAAUUACCCAAAAGAAGCCUGAAGAUACCAACGAAGAGUCACAGCGGCUUUUAAACCUGUCGCUUGGGGGCAUCAAGAUCAUUUUGGCUUUCUAUGCUCAGAUCAUCAGCUUCAAAGUUAUUGGCGAAGCGCAGCAAACCUCGUCUAUGCAAACGCGACCAGAUCGUGAUAGAGAGCGUUCUGACUAUUUCUCCACCGCGCAGUUCCUAGUUGAGCUCCGCUACGCAGUUAUCAAACCCAUAACGACAAUCUGGAACUCUGACUUACUCGACAAAGCAACUACUUCGAUCGUGAAGACUUCUAUCAACAUCCUCAAGUCUGUGCUCGAAUGUGAAGGUGAGAAUGGAGCUUACAAGAGCAUCGACAAGAUCCCGAAGCGCAGCAAACCCAUCAUCAAACCCUGGACACCGCGAAAUGGGGAUCAUAUGCAGCGCUUGAGAGAGGCCGGGUAUGCUGAGAGCCUUGCCGAGGAAGCGUUAUAUCGAUGUUGCGACAAUUUCAACAUUGCACGUGAGUACUGUCAAAAUCAAGCUCGCCCACAUGCAUCUAGAAAUCCGAUACCACAGUAUGAGAUCGAAGCACGCGGCCCGCCAUCUGCGUCACCGAGCCGGGCAGAAGUGGUUGUGCCCGAGCCUGCCGAUAGUGCCAGUAUUGCAUCUAGUGACGUGAAUCGGGGCGAGGAGGGGGCUGAGGCACCAGAUACCCGCUCAGUAGAGAUGGAGGACGCGGGUGUAGCGGAACAGGUUGAGGAACCUGCAGCAGAUACUCCCAUACCCGACGCGGAGCUCCCUCAACCCACUCAAUCCUGUUCCACGCUACAUGAAGCUCUAGCUUACCAGAAGCGGAUGGGCGCUGGAAACUCAACAGAACUCGUUGCUUUGGAUGAGCUGGACCAAGUACGGUCUACCCUUCGCCAUAAUCUCGUCGAUCGCUCCCUCGACAUACUUAACUCCCAUGAAGAUGUCACCUUUGAGCUGGCAGAUUUGGUCUCCGCGGCAGUUUCGAAAGCUCCUGAGCCAGGCCCGAUGCGAACCGAGAUUGGCGCAACUCUUGUCCAGUCUCUUAUCUCGUUACAGAGCGAAGACGACUUCCGUUCGCAAAGCAAGAAGAUUGCGGCUUCCGCGCACCUUCUAGCUCUGGUGAUUCAAGAAAAGGAUUUCUACGAUGUCAUCGUGGAAGAGCUGAAAGACAACUUUGUCACGUUGUUGGGCUUUAUCAAGAUCUUCCCAGAUCAGUCCCUCGAGGACUCAUCGCCAUGGAUCGGACAGGUCCUACUCAUCAUUGAGCGAUUACUCGCCGAAGAUCAACUCCCACACCAGAUUCAAUGGACGCCACCUACAGAAGACUCACAAGAAGAAACCUCUAUCGACCAGCUACCAGAACCUAUUGUGAGCAUGGAUGAGAGAAAUCAGCUCUUUGAUGCUAUCAUUGAAAUGCUGCCACGCAUUAGCAAAGACGAAUCGUUGGCCCUCUCGGUAACUCGCGUCUUGGUCAUGCUCACCCGCACGCGCAAGAUUGCUAUACGCCUCGCAGAGAAGCGCAACGUACAGCGCUUAUUCUUAAUGGUUAAGCAGCUUGCUGGGAUUACCAACGAGGGUCUGCGGAGCGCCUUCAUGAUUGUUCUCCGCCAUAUGAUCGAAGAUGAUACAAUGAUACGACAGAUAAUGCGCACCGAGAUUCAGCAAAUGUUUGAGUCACGCGAUCGAAGGCAGACAGACACAACAGGUUAUACUCGUCAGAUGUAUUCGCUUGCUAUCCGUGCACCGGAGAUAUUUGUGGAAGUCACCAACGAGAAACUACAACUGGCUCGUUUCGACCCAAAUCAGCGACCUCAAACUCUGGUCCUCAAGAAGAGUGAGCUCUCGACAACAGAGUUAGCGGAUGCCGCUGGACCUGCGAAUGUCCCCGCAGAAGAAGAUCUGCCGAAAGAAUCCAGUGAAGCACCGAAGCAGCCUUUCCUCGAGCGAACCAAAACCACGGAUCUGAAGAUACCGGUUAUUGAGAACCCUGAUGGAGUCAUCCACUACCUUCUCUGUGAGCUGCUGGCUUAUAAGGAGAUCGACGACAAGACAGAGCCUCCCAAGCCUACGGAGACUGUACAAGAAGCGCAAGAAGGUUCCCAGACCGCCCCCGAAUCGACUCCUGCAUCCACUAGUGAACCUGCAGAGCCCAGCAAGGUGGAAAAGCCUGUGUUCAAGGCCGAUGCGCACCCAAUUUACAUUUAUCGCUGCUUCAUCCUCAAAUGCCUCGCUGAACUCCUGCAAAGCUACAACCGCACGAAGAUCGAAUUCAUCAACUUCUCGAGGAAGGCAGAUCCGUAUACUGUGACACCUUCGAAACCUCGCUCUGGUGUGUUGAACUACCUGCUCAACAACUUGGUCCCGAUUGGCAGCUUGAACCACGAAGGCGAUCUUGUAUUCAAGAAGAAGCUUGCAACAUCGAACUGUGCAAUCGACGUCAUAGUCUCCUUGUGCAACAAGACGGGGGAACACACUGUAUCAAAAACUGAUGUAACCCAGCUGUCACCCUAUGCCGAGAAUGAGUCGGAUUUACUUUUCGUGCGCAAAUUUGUCCUAGAACAUGCGCUGAAGGCUUUCAAAGACGCCAAUGUAUCAGAUGAGCCUCUCGAGAUGAAGUACUCGCGACUCUUGAAUAUCGCCGAUAUCUUCUCCCGGAUGGUGUCACAGCGUCCCAAUGGGGAGAUGCUAACACAGAACGCGGAUUUGACACCGAAUCUUAAGCAGAUGGCGAAGAUUAUGUACGAGAAGAACUUCAUCACAAUCUUGACGACAGCCAUUUCAGAUAUCGACCUCAACUUCCCCAACGCUAAGCGCGUCGUCAAGUACAUAUUGAAACCGCUGAAGUGGCUGUGUUACGUGGCGAUGGACCUGAGCAUGCACUACGACACUUCAUCUACACCGGACUCCGCCGAAGACUACGAAAUUUCCACAGCAUCUGAUGAUGACCUCGUGGAUAACACACGUGAAGAGACUCCGGAUCUAUUCCGCAAUUCAACUUUGGGCAUGUUCGAGCCUCCACAUGAGUCGGAAUCAGAAGAUGAUACAGAGGAUGAGGAUGGUGAAGAAGUGAUGUACGACGACCCGUAUGCGGACGACAUGGAGUAUGACGAGGCCGACAUUGGUGACGACGACGUCAUCUCCGAUGAAGAUGAGGAGAUCCUAGAGAUGGACAUCGAUGGCAUGGGCCCAAUCGAAGGCCUUCCUGAGGAUGUUGAUGUCGAGAUCGAGCUAGAUGACGAUGGAGAAGGCAUGGGCUCUGAUGAUGAAUCCGAAGAUGAGGACGACGAGGAUGAAGACGAGGACGAGGAAGAUGAUGAUGAUAUGGAUGACGACGGUGAUGACGAUAUGGAUGGUGAGGAUGUCAUGCAUGCAUUGGAGCAGCUGGAAGAAGUCACUGGUGACGACGAAAACGCGAGCUUGGCCGACGAUCACGAGGAUGAUUGGAGUGAUGACCAAGGCGACUUCCCCGGCGGUGUCAACGGCGAAGGCAACAUGCCUCCUGGUGCUCUUGGCUUUGUCCUUGACCCUCCUCAGCAACUAUUGGACCAGAUCCGACAGGGCGGAGACCUUGAGGACUUUAUGGACGAUGACAUGGGUGAAGAGGAUGAAGAUGACGAAGAAGAAGAGCUCGAUGAAGACAUUCAAUACGAUCCCGGCAUGGAAGACGAGGACGAGGAUAUACCUGUCCUAGGUUGGGGUGGUGGCUGGGAGUGGGAGGACCCGGCGCCUCCCGCUGUGCGUCACACUCACCGCCUUAGCCCGUGGAUGUUUCCUGCCGGUCCAGGUGACCGCAUCCUCGUUCCCACCUUCCGAGCGCAUCGCCCAGGUGCUGGACCACGAGUCACAGACGACGGAAUUAACCCUCUACUUCACCGAGGCGGUCGCUCCUCUGGUCGAGAAGGUCCUGUCAGGAAUGAGGGCAUGAGUGACUGGGUUCAUGCUAUCCAAGGACAUGGUGCACGGAUAUCAAAUAACGACAGCCCUGUCUCUUUUAUCAGCAACUUGUUGAACGCAAUGGGGUCAAGUAAUGGUCCGACCAUACACCAGCACGGAGGCGCUUUGCAUCUCUCUUUUAACAACAUGCCCAUGGGCAUCCCUCCUCCAUUUGACUCUGGAUUCCGCCGUGAGAUCGCCCGCGUUCGCGAGUCUCACAUGUCUCGAUCUGCUAGGGAAGAUCCCCACUCAGCCGUCACCUUCGUGAAGGCUUAUACCAGCCAGCGCUGGCAGGAAGAGGCUAGGAUACUAUAUGGCCCCAACGCGAUUGAAAAGAGCCAGCGCGUCAUCAACUCAAUUCUGAAGGUCAUGGUACCUCCAGCGAUGGAGGCAGCUAAGAAGCGACAAGAAGAGCGAGAAGCUGAAGUUGCUCGCAAGCUCAAGGAAGAACAAGAAAAGAAAGAACAGAAGGAGCGUGAAGAAAAGGAGGCUAAAGAAAAGGAAGAGCGUGAGCGACAAGAACGCGAGGCUACCAGCCGAGCUGGUGAGCAAAACACGGAGGCCGAAACGACAGAAGAGCCGGCUACUGCUUCUGAGGGACAAGCAAUGGAAGGUGUUGAAGCAAGUCAGCAGUCUUCGUCUGAGACUCCUGUCGAGCCUCUCGCUCCACAACCGCCCGUACCUCGAGUCAUGACUACGAUCAGGGGCCGUGAAUAUGACAUCACGGACUUGGGUAUUGAUACUGAGUAUCUCGACGCUCUACCAGAAGAGCUUCGUGAGGAGGUUCUCAUGCAACAGGUUUCCGAGCGACGACAAGCGCAACGGCAACUACAAGCACGACAGCAACAGUCUCAGGCACAGACGCAACCACAGGUAGCGCAAGCCGCUGGCCAACCUGGAGAUCAACCAACGGACAUAAAUGAGGAGUUUUUAGCAGCAUUGCCAGAUGAGAUUCGCGAAGAGUUGCUUGCGCAAGAAGCACAGGAGCGCCGGCGCCGCGAGCGUGAAGAGAACCGCCGUCGCAACCAAGGCGGCGCUGCUCCACAGGCAGAAGACAUGGACGCUGUGAAUUUCCUUGCAUCUCUAGACCCUAACCUGCGAGCUGCAGUGCUCAUGGACACUGAUGAGGAUACACUGCGACAACUUCCACCCGAGAUAUCCGCAGAGGCUAGAGCAUAUGGUGGCGAUCGCCGACUGAACCAGUUCAACGAGUACGGUUAUCGACGUGGAGAUCGUCGCGGCCAAGCGGAGGAUCCGUCACAGAAGAAGAAGGCUCGUCCUUGCGUACAGAUGCUUGACAAGGCGGGUGUAGCAACACUACUGAGGCUUAUGUUCAUUCCUCAGCAAGGCAGCGCCAAAUCAAGCCUUAGUUCGAUUCUCCGGUACGUCUGCGAAAAUCGGCAGAACCGCGCCGAGGUCAUUAGCAUUCUCCUUUCGAUUCUACAAGACGGCAGCGCCGAUGUCAACGCAGUUGAGCGAAGUUUCGCCCAGCUGUCAAUUCGAGCCAAACAGCCACAACAACCUGUAGAUAAGACCCCGAAGGUGUCACGGAAGAACGGUGCACUUUCUAUCAACCCCGACGUGUCACCUCUCAUGGUUGUUCAGCAGUGCCUGAACACGCUCACUCAGCUGACCGAGAAGAACCCUGCCGUAUGGUCGUUCUUCCUGACAGAGCAUGAGACCGGCGUUGGCUUCAAGCACCGCGCCAGCCGCAAGGGUAAAGCCAAGGAGAGCAAAGCAACUAGGUAUCCCGUCAAUGCGCUAUUGACUCUACUAGACCGAAAGCUCAUUGUCGAGAGCUCGUCUAUUAUGGAGCAGUUGACUACGCUCCUUCGAGUCAUCACGGCACCGUUGCAGGUUCUAAAGAAGGAGAAAGAGAUGGCAGCGGAAGAGGCAAAGCAAGAGAGUGAAACUAAUACAGAAGGUCAGAACGUUGAAAGCCACGCUGCAACCACGCAUGUCGAUACUCCAGGACUAGGCCAGGAUACGGAGAUGGCAACUGUGCCAGCAGUACCAGAGACGGCCCCAACGGAGGGCGAAGGCAGUUCGGCCAAGCCUGAAGAUCCCAAAUCUGAGGAUGACAAGAACAAGAAGCAUAAAUCUCUUACACCCCCGGAUGUCCCCGAGGCCAACCUUUGUCUCGUCGCUAAGAUUCUAGCCGCUCGCGAAUGCAAUAGCAAGGUUUUCCAAGAGACCCUUUCGGUCAUUAGCAACCUGUCACCCAUACCAGGAGCGAAAGAAGUCUUUGGUCAAGAAUUGCUUGGCAUUGCGAAAGAGCUGGCAAGAUCAACUCUCCAGGAUAUUGCUAGCCUGACCGUUCAAGUGUCAAAUGCAGAGUCGCCUACCGAUGUUCAAAGCAUCGCGCUUGCCAAGUUCUCACCCGCAAGCUCUGACCAAACCAAACUGCUGAGGGCUCUAACUGCGCUUGACUACCUCUUCGACCCUUCGCGGGAUAUCAAAGACAAGCCGGAAGCUGCUGCGGAAGCGCUCGAGCCUGCCCAGAAGGAAGAUAUUCUUCUCACACUCUAUGAGGACACCGCUUUCGCGCCACUCUGGAGCAAGCUCAGCGAAUGCCUCACCGCCAUUCGUCAACAGGGCAACAUGCUCAACAUUGCCACGACCUUGCUUCCACUUAUCGAGUCUCUCAUGGUCGUGUGCAAGAACACCACUCUGAAGGAAUUGCCUUUAUCCAAGAUGCUUCCGAAGGAGUUCGCCCUCUCGAGCCCUCCACCUGAGAGUAAAAUGGAGAACCUGUUUUUCAACUUCACUGAAGACCACCGGAAGAUCUUGAACGACCUUGUUCGCCAGAAUCCCAAACUCAUGAGCGGUACUUUCUCUCUAUUGGUGAAGAACUCGAAGGUUCUUGAGUUUGACAACAAGCGCAACUACUUCAAUCGCAAACUUCACUCACGUAAUGGCGACCGCCAAGCACAUCCACCGCUUCAGCUGUCCGUUCGCCGAGACCAAGUAUUUUUGGAUUCCUUCAAAUCACUGUACUUCAAGUCUGCCGAUGAAAUGAAAUAUGGCAAGCUGAGCAUUCGCUUUCAUGGCGAAGAAGGUGUGGACGCUGGUGGUGUUACUCGCGAGUGGUUCCAGUCCAUCUCUCGUCAAAUGUUCAAUGCGGACUACGCCCUAUUCGUCCCUGUCGCUUCUGAUCGUACUACCUUCCACCCCAAUCGAUUGAGCUCUAUCAAUCCUGAGCAUCUCAUGUUCUACAAAUUCAUUGGACGAAUCAUCGGCAAGGCACUCUACGAAGGCCGCGUUCUUGAUUGCCACUUCAGCCGAGCAGUGUACAAGCAGAUUAUGGGCAAGCAGGUGAACCUAAAGGACAUGGAGACACUCGACCUCGAGUAUUACAAAUCCCUCGAAUGGAUGCUCAAUAACGACAUCACUGAUAUUAUUACGGAGACCUUCUCAGUUGAAGUCGAAGCGUUCGGUGAGAUGCAAGUCGUGGACCUCCUGGAGAACGGCCAAAAUAUCCCUGUCACGGAGGACAAUAAGCACGAGUACAUCCGCCUUAUAACUGAGCACCGCCUCACCGGCGCCGUCCAAGAACAGCUCGAGCACUUCCUGAAGGGUUUCCACGAUAUUGUUCCAGCAGAGCUCGUCUCCAUCUUCUCCGAGCAAGAACUCGAGUUACUUAUCUCCGGACUUCCUGACAUUAACGUUGAUGACUGGAAGAACAACACCGAGUACCACAACUACACCGCUGCAUCGCCGCAGAUUCAAUGGUUCUGGCGCGCGGUUCGGACAUUCGAGAAAGAAGAGCAGGCGAAACUUUUGCAGUUUGUCACGGGCACAAGCAAGGUGCCACUCAACGGCUUCAAGGAACUCGAAGGCAUGAACGGCUUCUCGAAAUUCAAUAUCCAUCGCGAUUAUGGCAGCAAAGAUCGUCUCCCUUCCAGUCAUACUUGCUUUAACCAGCUUGAUCUCCCCGAGUACGAGUCUUACGAAGACCUUCGUAAGGCGCUGUAUAUGGCCAUGACUGCUGGCGGCGAGUACUUCGGCUUCGCAUAA